AUGGAGUCGAGAGCACACGGGGCCCACGUCGCGCGGCGCUCCACGCAGGGCCUCGGCUUGGAGGGGUCGAUGGAUUACAGGGUUGAACGGGGGCUCUGGGACACCUGCGCCUCGGCGGGGGGCCGCCUGUGGGAGGUGCUGGACGCGUCGUACUCCCUGGAGGGCGCGGCGCUCUGCGCCUCCAGGGCCUGCGGGCAGCGUGACGUGGAGGCGGUCGUCUGGCAGACCUUCCACCGAGGCUCGGAGGCGGUGGCGCUGGAGCUCGGGCACUGGCGCCAGUUGCGGCUGGACCUCGUCCUGGCCGGCUUCGAGAAGUGCGGGACCUCCUCGGUGUCGCACAACCUCGCGAGGCACCCGCAGCGCUUCUGCGGCCCGCCGCGGCGCUCCCGCCGGCGCCGGGCGUGA
Molecule: messenger RNA, 405 nt
Organism: Prorocentrum cordatum
Lineage: Eukaryota; Dinophyceae; Prorocentrales; Prorocentraceae
Source: the annotation of a GenBank genome assembly